AUGACUAUUCCUUUCACUUUUAUUUCUUGGAAUUGCAGGGGUGGCUUGUUAAAUCAUCGAAAACAGCAUUUUGUUCAGAGUUUGGUCAAUAAAUACCACCUCUCUUUUUUUGGUUUGUUAGAAACUAAAAAGGAUACGGUUGAUGCUUUUCUUGUUCGUAAGCUAUGGCCGAAUUUAUAUUUUGAUUUUGCAUGGGUCCCGUCGGUUGGUCCUUCAAGCGGUCUUCUUGUUAUUUGGAAUACGAUUAUACUUCAGAACACUGUGAUUGUUUCUGGGUCGCGCUGGAUUUGCAUGGAUUUUACUUUUAAUUCUUUGCCCAUUCGUCAUAUACUCGUUUACGCGAGUAAUCUAGCAUCAGAAAGAUUGUCCCUAUGGAAUGAGUUGUUGCCUCUAUCGAUAUACACGGGGCUGGUGUUUAUAAGCGGAGAUUUUAAUGAUGUUUUAUCUCCUGCUGAACGUUUCCUAUGCACAGAUUUCUUGCCUUCUAUGAUAGCUUUUCGCGACUUCCUAAACGUAGCUGAACUAGUAGAUCUUCCGCUACAAGGUCGCUCCUUUACUUGGCAAAAUUCGUUCUCAAAAUCUAGAAUCGAUAGAUGUUGUUCCUCUCUGUCGGCUGUCUACGCUUGGAGCUCUAGUUCAUUAACAGCCCUGUCUAGAGGGUUAUCUGACCAUGUUCCUAUUUUAUUCCAAUCAAAUGUCAAAAUUGAUUGGGGCCCAAAACCUUUUCGUUCGAUUGAUUCGUGGUGGGAACAUUCUGAGUUUAGUAGCUUCGUUAAGAGCUCUUGGGAUUCUCUUGAUUCAACUACAAAUCCUUUACCGCUUGUUCGAAAACUAAAGCAACUUCGAGAAAGGAUCAAGACGUGGAAUACGGAUGUUUAUGGGGAUCAAAAUAAGAAGAAAACUGAACUCUCUGCAGAGGUGGCACAGCUAGACAUCAUUGCUGAUUCUAGAAGCCUUUUAGUUGGGGAAAUAGAGCGUUUAGCUGAUAUAAAAUCCCAGCUUUGA
This is a messenger RNA of Mercurialis annua (annual mercury), 1005 nucleotides long. RefSeq lists its product as uncharacterized. The record is from RefSeq and is a predicted model, not a curated record. Gene Ontology annotation, molecular function: catalytic activity. Bases 1 to 1005 code for a protein of 334 amino acids. The transcript has a single exon. Lineage: Eukaryota; Viridiplantae; Streptophyta; Magnoliopsida; Malpighiales; Euphorbiaceae.